This is a messenger RNA of Cygnus atratus (black swan), 10677 nucleotides long. RefSeq names its product CUB and Sushi multiple domains 1 (gene CSMD1). Bases 1 to 10677 code for a protein of 3558 amino acids. The transcript has 70 exons. Lineage: Eukaryota; Metazoa; Chordata; Aves; Anseriformes; Anatidae. The record is from RefSeq and is a predicted model, not a curated record.
AUGACUGCGUGGAGGAAAUUCAAGUCUCUGCUGGUUUUCUGCGCGGGGCUCCUCACUGCAGCUCAGGGUCAGAACUGUGGAGGUUUAGUACAGGGACCGAAUGGUACUAUAGAAAGCCCUGGAUUUCCUCAUGGUUAUCCAAAUUACGCCAACUGCACAUGGAUCAUUAUCACAGGAGAGCGUAAUAGGAUACAAUUGUCAUUUCAUACUUUUGCCCUCGAAGAAGAUUUUGAUAUAUUGUCAAUUUAUGAUGGACAACCACAGCAAGGCAAUUUAAAAGUGAGGUUAUCUGGAUUUCAGCUGCCAUCGUCUAUUGUGAGCACAGGAUCUAUCCUCACCCUCUGUUUCACCACAGACUUUGCUGUCAGUGCACAAGGUUUCAAAGCUAUCUAUGAAGUAUUACCUAGUCAUACGUGUGGCAAUCCAGGAGAAAUACCUAAAGGAGUACUUCAUGGAACAAGAUUCAACAUUGGAGAUAAAAUCCGAUAUAGCUGUAUCUCUGGUUACAUCCUAGAAGGCCAUGCCAUGUUGACGUGUAUUGUGAGUCCUGGAAAUGGAGCAUCAUGGGAUUUUCCAGUUCCUUUUUGCAGAGCUGAAGGAGCUUGUGGAGGGACACUACGUGGGACAAGUGGAACUAUUUCAAGUCCUCACUUUCCUUCAGAGUAUGAAAAUAAUGCUGAUUGUACCUGGACCAUAUUGGCUGAACCAGGAGAUACCAUUGCUUUGGUCUUUACUGACUUCCAGUUAGAGGAAGGAUAUGACUUCUUAGAGAUCAGUGGAACAGAAGCACCAUCUAUAUGGCUGACUGGUAUGAACCUACCUUCUCCUGUUAUCAGCAGUAAGAACUGGUUACGGCUCCAUUUUACAUCUGACAGCAACCACCGAAGAAAGGGAUUUAAUGCUCAGUUCCAAGUGAAAAAAGCAAUUGAACUGAAAUCAAGAGGAGUCAAGAUGUUGCCCAGCAAAGACAGUAACCACAAAAAUUCUGUCUUGACCCAAGGUGGGGAUGCAGUUGCAUCUGAUACAUGCCCUGAUCCUGGAAUUCCUGAAAAUGGGAAAAGGGUGGGCUCUGACUUCAGGGUGGGUGCAAGUGUACAGUUUUCCUGUGAAGAUAAUUAUGUGCUGCAAGGUUCUAAGAGCAUUACUUGCCAGAGAGUGACAGAUACACUGGCUGCCUGGAGUGACCACAGGCCAAUUUGCCGAGCUAGAACAUGUGGUUCUAAUUUACGUGGACCAAGUGGGAUUAUUACAUCACCAAAUUAUCCAGUUCAAUAUGAAGACAACGCACAGUGUGUGUGGGUCAUUACAACGACUGAUCCAGAAAAGGUCAUAAAGCUUGCUUUUGAAGAGUUUGAACUGGAAAGAGGAUAUGAUACCCUCACUGUUGGAGAUGCUGGGAAAGUUGGUGAUACAAGGACAGUGUUGUAUGUCCUCACUGGAUCUAGUGUUCCUGAUCUUAUUGUAAGCAUGAGCAACCAGAUGUGGCUUCAUUUACAAUCUGAUGACAGCAUUGGCUCACCAGGAUUCAAAGCUGUUUAUCAAGAAAUUGAGAAAGGAGGUUGCGGAGACCCUGGAAUUCCAUCAUAUGGGAAAAGGACUGGCAGUAGUUUUCUGCAUGGAGACACACUUACCUUUGAAUGUCAAGCAGCUUUUGAACUGGUGGGAGAGAGAACAAUUACAUGUCAACAAAACAACCAGUGGUCUGGCAACAAACCCAGCUGUGUUUUCUCGUGUUUCUUCAACUUUACCACACCGUCUGGAAUUAUUCUUUCACCAAAUUAUCCUGAGGAGUAUGGGAACAAUAUGAACUGUGUUUGGCUGAUUAUCUCAGAGCCAGGAAGCAGAAUCCAUCUGAUUUUCAAUGACUUUGAUGUGGAACCUCAAUUUGACUACCUUACUGUGAAAGAUGAUGGGAUUUCAGAUUUACCACCUCUUGGCACUUUUUCUGGAAACGAAGUACCUUCUCAGUUGGCUAGCAGUGGGCACAUAGUAAGACUUGAAUUUCAGUCAGAUCACUCUACAACUGGAAGAGGAUUUAAUAUCACUUACACAACAUUUGGUCAGAAUGAGUGCCAUGAUCCAGGUAUUCCUAUAAAUGGGAGGCGUUUUGGAGACAGGUUCCUUCUGGGAAGUUCUGUUUCUUUUCAUUGUGAUGAUGGCUUUGUGAAGACCCAAGGCUCUGAAUCCAUAACAUGCAUUAUGCAGGAUGGAAAUGUAGUAUGGAGCUCUGCUGUCCCACGUUGUGAAGCACCAUGUGGUGGACAUUUGACAGCAUCUAGUGGUGUUAUAUUGCCGCCGGGGUGGCCAGGAUAUUAUAAGGAUUCACUUAAUUGCGAAUGGGUGAUUGAAGCAAGACCAGGACAUUCCAUUAAGAUCACUUUCGACAGAUUUCAGACUGAAGUUAAUUAUGAUACAUUGGAAGUCAGAGACGGGCCAGCUAAUUCAUCACCAUUAAUUGGAGAAUACCAUGGAACACAAGCACCCCAGUUCCUUAUUAGUACCGGCAAUUAUAUGUAUCUGCUGUUCACUACGGACAACAGUCGUUCCAGUGUUGGCUUUCUAAUUCACUAUGAGAGUGUUACUCUGGAAUCAGAUUCCUGCCUUGACCCAGGGAUUCCUGUGAAUGGCCAUCGCCGUGGUAACAACUUUAAUAUCCGCUCUACAGUAACUUUUAGCUGUGAUCCAGGAUAUACCCUGAGUGAUGAAGAACCACUCAUAUGUGAACGAAACCAUCAGUGGAAUCAUGCAUUACCCAGCUGUGACGCAUUAUGUGGCGGAUACAUUCAUGGGAAGAGUGGAACUAUUCUUUCUCCAGGUUUUCCUGAUUUUUAUCCAAACUCUUUAAACUGCACUUGGACUAUUGAAGUGUCACAUGGCAAGGGUGUACAUUUGGUUUUUCAUACCUUUCAUCUUGAGAGCUCCCAUGACUACUUGCUCAUAACUGAAGAUGGCAGCUUCACAGAACCAGUAGCCAGGUUAACUGGCUCAGUCUUACCCCCUACUAUUAAAGCUGGCCUCUUUGGAAAUUUUACUGCACAGCUUCGAUUUAUAUCUGAUUUUUCAAUUUCUUAUGAAGGCUUCAACAUUACGUUUUCAGAAUAUGAUCUGGAACCAUGUGAUGAUCCUGGUGUUCCUGCCUUCAGCAGGCGAAUUGGCUUUCAGUUUGGUGUUGGAGAUUCCUUGAUCUUUUCUUGUUUCCCUGGAUAUCGCUUGGAAGGUGCUAAUAAACUUACCUGCCUGGGUGGUGGUCGGCGUGUAUGGAGUGCACCUCUGCCAAGGUGUGUGGCUGAAUGUGGAGCAACUGUCUCUGGAAAUGAAGGAACGUUGUUGUCUCCAAAUUUUCCAUCUAAUUAUGACAACAACCAUGAAUGUAUCUAUAAAAUUGAAACAGAGGCUGGAAAAGGGAUCCAUCUUAGAGCCAGGAGUUUUCAGCUGCGUGAGGGAGAUAUUGUUAAGGUGUAUGAUGGAAAAGACAGUUCUUCCCGCUCACUGGGAGCCUUCACCAAAAAUGACAUGAUGGGAGUUAUCCUAAACAGCACAUCUAAUCAUUUGUGGAUAGAGUUUAAUACCAAUGGAUCUGAUACUGACCAAGGAUUUCAGCUCACUUAUACAAGUUUUGACCUAGUGAAGUGUGAAGAUCCUGGCAUACCAAAUUAUGGUUACAAGAUCCGAGAUGAAGGACAUUUCAUAGACACUGUCAUUUUAUAUAGCUGUAAUCCUGGCUAUACAAUGCAUGGAAGUGGUCUUAUGACCUGCUUAAGUGGAGAUCGGAGAGUCUGGGACAAACCUUUGCCUGCUUGCAUAGCUGAGUGUGGUGGACGAAUUCAUGCUGCCACAUCAGGGCGCAUUUUGUCCCCAGGUUACCCAGCACCGUAUGACAAUAAUCUUCAUUGCACUUGGAUUAUUGAAGCAGAUCCAGGAAAGACAAUAAGCCUGCAUUUUAUCGUUUUUGACACUGAGGUUGCUCAUGAUAUCUUGAAGGUGUGGGAUGGGCCCAUUGAAAGCAGCAUAUUGCUUAAAGAAUGGAGUGGCUCAGCCCUUCCAGAGGAUAUUCACAGCACUUUCAACUCAUUGACAUUACAGUUUGACAGUGACUUCUUCAUCAGCAAAUCAGGCUUCUCCAUUCAGUUUUCAACUUCUAUUGCAUCAACCUGUAAUGAUCCUGGGACACCACAAAAUGGCACUAGAUACGGAGACAGCAGGGAGCCUGGGGAUACAACCACCUUUCAAUGUGACCCUGGCUAUCAACUUCAAGGACAAGCUAAAAUUACAUGUGUACAACUGAAUAACCGAUUCUUCUGGCAACCGGAUCCUCCUACAUGCAUAGCUGCAUGUGGAGGAAACCUGACAGGCCCAGCAGGAGUUAUUUUAUCACCUAACUAUCCACAGGCAUAUCCUCCUGGGAAAGAAUGUGACUGGAGAAUAAAAGUAAACCCCGACUUUGUCAUUGCCUUGAUAUUCAAAAGUUUCAAUAUGGAACCCAGUUAUGAUUUUCUACAUAUUUAUGAAGGGGAAGAUUCCAACAGUCCUCUAAUUGGCAGUUUUCAAGGCUCACAGGCUCCUGAAAGAAUAGAGAGCAGUGGUAACAGUCUGUUUCUGGCUUUUCGCAGUGAUGCUUCUGUUGGAAUGUCAGGAUUUGCUAUUGACUAUAAAGAAAAGCCACGGGAAGCUUGUUUUGAUCCUGGAAACAUCAUGAAUGGGACAAGAAUUGGAACAGACUUUAAGCUUGGUUCAACUAUUACUUACCAGUGUGACUCUGGAUAUAAAAUUAUUGAUCCUUCAACUAUAACAUGUGUAAUUGGUGCAGAUGGAAAGCCAUCAUGGAACAGAGCAUUGCCGUCUUGUAAUGCACCAUGUGGAGGACAGUAUACUGGAUCAGAGGGAGUGGUUUUAUCACCAAGCUAUCCUCAUAAUUACACUGCUGGACAGACGUGCCAUUAUUCAAUAACUGUACCUAAAGAAUUUGUUGUGUUUGGACAAUUUGCCUAUUUCCAGACAGCUUUGAAUGAUGUGGCAGAAUUAUUUGAUGGAGAAAACUCUCAGGCUAGACUUCUUAGUUCACUGUCUGGAUCCCACUCAGGAGAGACAUUGCCUUUGGCUACAUCUAAUCAAAUUCUUCUACGAUUCAGUGCUAAGAGUGGGGCAUCAGCCAGGGGGUUCCAUUUUGUUUAUCAAGCUGUUCCACGCACAAGUGAUACACAGUGUAGCUCAGUUCCAGAGCCUAGGUAUGGAAGGAGAAUUGGCUCUGAGUUUUCAGCAGGCUCUGUUGUUCGAUUCGAAUGUAGUCCUGGCUAUCUGCUGCAAGGCUCAAAAGCUAUCCGAUGUCAUUCUGUACCUAAUGCCUUAGCUCAGUGGAAUGACACGGUACCAAGCUGUGUAGUUCCAUGUAGUGGGAAUUUUACUGAGCGGAGAGGUACUAUUCUAUCACCAGGUUACCCUGAACCUUAUGGUAACAGCUUGAAUUGUGUGUGGAAAAUCAUAGUGACUGAGGGAUCAGGUAUUCAGAUCCAAGUCAUCAGCUUUGCCACUGAACAUAACUGGGACUCUCUUGAAAUAUAUGAUGGUGGAGAUAUGACAGCACCACGUCUUGGGAGCUUUUCAGGUACAACUGUGCCAGCGUUGUUGAAUAGCACUUCCAAUCAGCUUUACCUACAUUUCCACUCUGAUAUUAGCGUGGCAGCAGCUGGUUUUCACCUGGAAUACAAAACUGUAGGCCUUGCUGCCUGUCCAGAACCAGUAAUUCCUAGCAAUGGGAUCAAAUCAGGAGAUAGAUACAUGGUGAAUGAUGUUUUGUCAUUUCAGUGUGAGCCAGGAUAUACAUUACAGGGCCGUUCUCAUAUUUCUUGUAUGCCAGGAACAGUUCGACGUUGGAACUAUCCAUCUCCUCUCUGCAUUGCUAAAUGUGGUGGAACUCUGACGAACAUGGGUGGUGUGAUCCUGAGCCCUGGUUUUCCUGGAAAUUACCCUAGUAACUUGGACUGUACGUGGAAAAUCUCAUUGCCUAUUGGAUAUGGUGCACAUAUUCAGUUUCUAAACUUCUCUACUGAAGCAAAUCAUGAUUUCCUUGAAAUUCAGAAUGGCCCUUACCACACCAGCUCUAUGAUUGGCCAGUUUAGUGGAACGGACCUCCCGUCACCUUUACUAAGUACUACUCAUGAAACACUUGUCCAUUUUUACAGUGAUCACUCAGAAAACAGGCAAGGAUUUAAGUUGACAUACCAAGCUUAUGAGUUACAGAACUGCCCUGAUCCUCCUCCUUUUUUGAAUGGAUAUAUAGUCAACUCGGAUUACAGUGUGGGUCAGUCGGUAUCAUUUGAAUGCUAUCCUGGAUAUGUUUUGAGGGGUCAGCCUGUUCUCACAUGCCAACAUGGAAUCAACAGAAAUUGGAACUAUCAUUUCCCUAGAUGUGAAGCUCCUUGUGGCUAUAAUGUAACUGCUCAGAAUGGUACAGUUUAUUCCCCAGGAUUUCCAGAUGAAUACCCAAAUUCCAAGGACUGUACUUGGUUAAUUGUUGUACCUCCAGGCCAUGGAAUUUACAUCAACUUUACCUUACUCCAAACUGAACCUGUGAAUGACUACAUUGCUGUUUGGGAUGGUCCUGACCAUAAUUCACCUCAGCUGGGAGUGUUCAGUGGGAACACAGCUCUGGAAACAGCUUACAGUUCCACCAAUCAAGUCCUCCUCAAAUUUCACAGUGAUUUUUCAACAGGAGGAUUCUUUGUUCUCAAUUUUCAUGCAUAUCAGCUGAAGAAGUGCCAGCCUCCACCAAUAGUUCCACAUGCAGAUUUGUUUACAGAAGAUGAUGACUUUGAAAUAGGAGAUUUUGCCAAGUACAAGUGCCAUCCUGGUUUCACCCUUGUUGGACAAGAUAUAUUAACCUGCAAACUGAAUACACAGUUGCAAUUUGAAGGAUCUUCUCCAUUUUGUGAAGCACAAUGUCCAGCGAAUGAAAUCCGUACAGAAUCGUCAGGAGUGAUCCUCAGUCCAGGCUACCCAGGCACAUAUCCCAACUCUCAGACUUGUUCUUGGACUAUAAAGGUUGAUACAGGAUAUAACAUCUCCAUCUUUGUAGAAAUGUUUCAAAGUGAAAAGCAGUUUGAUGAGCUGGAGGUAUUUGAUGGUUCUUCAGGGCAAAGCCCUUUAUUGGUUGCUUUAAGUGGAAAUCAUACUGGACAAAUGAACUUUACAAGCAAAAUGAAUCAGCUGUAUCUUCGCUGGUCAACUGAUCAUGCAACCAGUAAGAAAGGAUUCAAGAUCCGUUACUCAGCUCCGUAUUGCAGUUUAAAUCCUAUCUUGAGGAAUGGUGGAAUUGUAAAUAAAACAGGUGGUCCUGCUGGAAGUAAAGUUCAUUACUACUGCAAACCUGGGUACAGAAUGAUUGGUCAAAAUAAUGCAACAUGUAGACGUCGCCAAAAUGGCAUGUAUCAAUGGGAUUCUCCUGUGCCAAUCUGCCGGGCUGUAUCUUGUGGUAUUCCUGAAUCUCCUGGGAAUGGUUCAGUUAUAGGUAAUGAAUUCACUUUGGGCAGUAGAUUGAUAUAUGAAUGUAAUGAGGGCUUCAAGUUAGAAUCUAGUCAACAAGCAACAGCAGUAUGUCAAGAAGAUGGAUUAUGGAGCAACAAAGGGAGGCCACCUGUCUGCAAAUCCGUAACUUGUCCAAGCAUAGAGACUCUGCUUUCAGAACAUGUUGUCUGGAGACUGAUUUCUGGGUCACUGAAUGAGUAUGGAGCUCAAGUCAUGCUCAGCUGCAGUCCUGGAUAUUAUUUAUUGGGUCAAAGACUCAUACAGUGCAGGUCUAAUGGAACCUGGAGUGUAGGCAAUGAAAGGCCGAGUUGUAAGGUUAUCUCCUGUGGAGGUCUUCCAUCUCCACCAAAUGGAAAUAAGAUUGGAACCUUAACAGUGUAUGGAGCCACUGCGAUAUUCACCUGUAACACAGGAUACACAUUAGUUGGUUCUCACGUGAGAGAAUGCUUGGCAAAUGGUCUCUGGAGUGGUACUGAAACCCAAUGUCUAGCUGGUCACUGUGGUUCUCCGGAUCCAAUUGUAAAUGGUCAUAUUAGUGGAGAUGGAUUCAGUUAUCGUGAUACUGUAGUCUAUCAGUGUAAUCCUGGCUUUCGACUUGUUGGUACCUCUGUCAGAAUUUGCCUACAGGAUCAUAAAUGGUCUGGACAAACUCCUGUUUGUGUCCCAAUCACAUGUGGACAUCCUGGGAAUCCAGCUCAUGGAAUGACUAAUGGCAGCGAGUUCAAUUUAAAUGAUGUUGUAAAUUUUACUUGCAACACUGGGUACUUACUUCAGGGUGCUUCUCGAGCACAGUGCCGAAGCAAUGGGCAAUGGAGUAGCCCUCUACCAAACUGCCGAGUGGUGAAUUGUUCUGAUCCUGGUUUUGUGGAAAAUGCUAUUCGGCAUGGCCAGCAGAAUUAUCCUGAAAGUUUCAAGUACGGAACAAGUGUGGCAUACCAUUGCAAGAAGGGCUUUUAUCUGUUGGGCUCAUCUGCUUUGACCUGUAAUGCUAAUGGUUUAUGGGACAGAUCACUACCAAAGUGUUUGUCCAUUUCUUGUGGACAUCCUGGGGUACCUGCCAAUGCAGUUCUUUCAGGAGACAAAUUUACAUAUGGCUCCAUAAUUCACUAUUCUUGUACAGCGGGUCGAAGGCUCAUAGGAAAUUCUACAAGGGAGUGCCAAGAAGAUAGCCACUGGAGUGGGACUCUCCCUCACUGUUCAGGAAAUAAUCCUGGCUAUUGUGAUGAUCCAGGAAUACCAGCUCAUGGGUCUAGACUAGGGGAUGAGUUCAAAAUAAAAAGUCUGCUACGUUUCUCCUGUGAAAUGGGUUAUCAGCUGAGAGGAUCUGCAGAACGAACAUGCCUGCUUAAUAGUUCUUGGUCAGGUAUACAGCCUGUGUGUGAAGCUGUAUCUUGUGGGAACCCUGGCACUCCAGCCAAUGGUAUGAUAAUAUACAGUGAUGGAAUAUUAUUCUCCAGCUCGGUCAUUUAUGCCUGCUGGGAAGGUUACAAAACUUCAGGGCUAACUACUCGACAUUGUACUGCUAAUGGAACAUGGACUGGCACUGCUCCAGACUGCACAGUGAUCAGCUGUGGAGAUCCAGGUGCAUUAGCAAAUGGCAUCCAGUUUGGAAAUGAUUUCACCUUUAAUAAGACAGUCAGCUAUCAAUGUAAUCCAGGAUAUUUGAUGGAGCCUUCUGGUUCAUCUACCCUGCGUUGUAUAAAGGACAGCACUUGGAACCAGAGUAAACCCAUUUGCAAAGCUAUCACCUGUGGUCCCCCUCCACCAGUACUCUAUGGGAAAGUGGAAGGAUCUGAUUAUCGCUGGGGUGCCAGUGUGAGUUACAGCUGUGCAGAAGGCUAUCAGCUAUCUAACACAGCUAUUCUCUCCUGUGAGGGUCGAGGAAUAUGGCGGGGAGACAUCCCACAAUGCUUGCCGGUGUUUUGUGGUGAUCCUGGUACUCCAGCAGAAGGACGCCUCAAUGGAAAAAGUUUCACCUACAGAUCUGAAGUUAGCUUUCAGUGCAGACCCCCUUUUAUUCUGAUAGGCUCUUCAAGAAGAUUCUGCCAAGCAGAUGGUACUUGGAGUGGAAUACAACCAACAUGCAUUGAUCCAGCUCACAAUGCAUGUACAGACCCUGGCACUCCACAUUUUGGAAUACAGAACAGUUCCAGAGGUUAUGAGGUUGGAAGCACAGUCUUUUUCAGAUGCAGGAAAGGUUAUCAUAUUCAGGGAUCUACCACCCGUUCUUGUCUUGCUAACUUAACUUGGAGUGGCAUACAGUCUGAAUGUAUUCCUCAUGCUUGUAGGCAGCCAGAGACACCGGCACAUGUAGAUGUGAAAGCAAUAGAUCUUCCUACUUUAGGAUAUACUUUGGUGUAUACCUGUCAGCCAGGAUUUUUUCUUGCUGGUGGAUCAGAACAUCGGACAUGUAAACCAGAUAUGAAAUGGACAGGAAAAUCUCCUAUUUGUAAAAGUAAAGGAGUCAGAGAAGUUAAUGAAACAAUAACUAAAACUCCAGUUCCUUCAGAUGUAUUUUUUAUAAAUUCACUGUGGAAAGGGUUUUAUGAAUAUUUAGGAAAAAGACAGCCUGCUACUCUGACUGUUGAUUGGUUCAAUACUACAAGCAGCAAAGUAAAUGCUACAUUCACUGAAGCAUCCAACAUACAACUCAAACUAUCAGGUGUUUACAAGAAAGAAGAAGCCCAUUUGCUAUUGAAAAUUUUUCAGAUUAAAGGACCUAGUGAUAUUUUUGUAAGCAAGUUUGAAAAUGACAACUGGGCGCUAGACGGUUAUGUGUCAUCAGGGCUUGAAAGAGGUGUUUUCACCUAUCAAGGUGACAUACAUGGAAAAGACUUUGGAAAAUUUAUGCUCCAAAGACAAGGUCCCUUAAGUGCAGACACAGACCUUUCAAAUCACUACUAUGGUACAAAUAGCAGUUCUGUCGCAGCUGCCAUCCUGGUCCCAUUCUUCGCUCUAAUAUUAUCAGGGUUUGCAUUUUACCUCUACAAACACAGAACAAGACCAAAAGUACAGUACAAUGGGUAUGCUGGACAUGAAAACAGCAAUGGACAGGCUUCAUUUGAAAAUCCUAUGUAUGACACAAACUUAAAACCCACAGAGGCAAAGGCUGUGAGGUUUGAUACGACUCUGAACACAGUUUGUACAGUGGUAUAG